Anguilla anguilla (European eel) is the source of this 5217-nucleotide messenger RNA. RefSeq names its product GRIP1 associated protein 1 (gene gripap1). Gene Ontology annotation, biological process: regulation of neurotransmitter receptor transport, endosome to postsynaptic membrane; regulation of recycling endosome localization within postsynapse; neurotransmitter receptor transport, endosome to postsynaptic membrane. Gene Ontology annotation, cellular component: postsynaptic recycling endosome; glutamatergic synapse; extrinsic component of postsynaptic early endosome membrane. The record is from RefSeq and is a predicted model, not a curated record. The coding region runs from base 264 to 2912 and encodes 882 amino acids. The transcript has 28 exons. NCBI's taxonomy places the organism in Eukaryota, Metazoa, Chordata, Actinopteri, Anguilliformes, Anguillidae.
UCCGUGGUCUCCCUGCCAAUGUUUACAGUGGAAUAUACUACUAAGACAUUUGAGAUCGUACAUCCUUACUUUUAAAGCUUUAUAUGAGUGUAUUUAAUCAAUUUACAAAUGCACGGUUGCAUGUCAGGGUAGUCUUGUGAUCUUUAAAACGGAAGUAUGUAAAGUGAGUCAAUAAUUAAGAGGUAUUCACAUGCUUUUCAAUCUGACCCCUGGAAAUACGACCAUCGGGUGGUAGUUCCCGUACCCUGUUUCCACGAGUAAAGAUGGCGCAGGCACUGUCUGAAGAGGAGUUCCAUCGAAUGCAGGCUCAGCUGCUGGAGCUGAGAACGCAGAACUACCAGCUCUCUGACGACCUGCGCAAGAACACAGCCGAGCUAAAUGCUAUCCGCCAGAAGACCUCGACCCUGGAGAAGGAUUACGUCAAAGCCCAGAAGGCUCUUAGCAAGAGUAAGAAGGCUCAGGAAGUGGACGCUCUGCUCAGUGAGAAUGAGAUGCUCCAGGGCAAGCUGCACAGCCAGGAGGACGACUUCAGACUCCAGAACAGCACGCUGAUGCAGGAGCUGUCCAAGCUGUGCUCUCAGAUAGAACAGCUGGAGCAGGAGAACGCGGGACUGAAAGAGGGGCGGGGCCUGCAGCCCCCUCCCCCAAGCCCCGCCUCCAGCCCUGUAGAUGGCGAGCUGCUCCGCCUCCAGGCAGAGAACUCCGCCCUACAGAAGAAGAUGUCAGCCCUGCAGGAACGCUACGAGAAAGACACACAGACCCACAGGGGGGCGGAGCCCAACGACCUACAGGCCUCGGAGACGGACGGACAGACGGACUCCAACGGCGUCCAGGCGCACCCUGAGGCUGGCCCGGAGGGGGAGGAGUCGGCAGAGGGUGGCGCCUCUGAUAGGCUGGAACAGAUGGAGACGAAAUGCGCCAAGCUGGAGCAGCGGGUGAAGAAGCUGAGCGAAGUGGAGCUGCAGUUGCACACGGAGGUGGAGGAAAAGCGAUUACUGAAGGAGCAGCUCCAGACACUGGAGUCAUCCAAGCAGACAGACAUGACAAAGCUUCAGGAGGAGCUAGCCAAGCUCUCCGACAAGUUGAAGAAGAAGCAGGAGAGUUUCCUGCGGUUGCAGGGGGAGAAGGAGGCCCUCUACAAUGACAGCCGGACCAAGAUUGAUGAGAUUCAGCAGAGGAAAGAGGAGGAGCUCAAGUCCAUGAAUAUUCGCAUCCAGAAACUGCAGGCGGAUCUGAUGACAGCCAAUCAGGCCUCUGCUGAGCUGAAGGAGCAGAUUCUGAGCAGAGAGAAGGAGCACGAGCUGUCUCUCCACGCCCUCCGAGACCAGGUAGCGUGUCAGAGUGCAGUGAGUCAGGAGCAGGUGGAGAACAUCCUGAGCGAGAACGAUGCUCUCAGGACUAACCUAGCGGCGCUAGAACAGAUCCAGACAGUGAAGACCCAGGAGAUGAACCUGCUGCGGGACCAGAACAUGGCUCUCAACGUGGAGCUGCAGCAGAGACAGGCCGAGCAGGAGAAGCUCCUGGCGCACAGAGACGACCUCAGCUCCCAGCUACAGGAGCUGAACCGAGCCAACAGCCGGCUGCUGGAGCAGCUGGGGGAGCUGGGCCAGGAGAAGGACAAGCUCCAGCAGGGCCUGGAGGAGAGCAGGAAGACCGCGGACAAGCGGAAAGCCAUGCUGGACGAGCUGGCCAUCGAGCUGGCGCAGGAGAAGUCGCGGCACAAGGAGGAGCUGAGCGACGCGCGCCUCCAGCACGAGAAGGAGGUGCUGGGCGUGCGGGCGCGCUACGAGAAGGAGCUGCGCGGCCUCCACGAGGACAAGAACCGCACCGAGGAGGAGAUCCGCUCCCAGCUGCGCGACGAGAAGGCGCGGUCGCGGGAGCUGGAGAGCCUGCAGCAGACGGUGGAGGACCUGCAGGCUCAAAUCCAGUCCAUGGAGGGCGCCAAGGGGUGGUUCGAGCGCAGGCUUAAAGAAGCGGAGGAGACGGUGGAGAGGAACACUCUGGAACACACUGAACAGCUCCACAAGCUGCAGCUGGAGCAGGCUGCGCAGCUGCAGGGAAAAAUGGAAGAGAUAGAAGCGGUGAAGCAGCAACUAGCCGAGAUGGAGAAAGAGAAGGAUGAACAGAGCUCUGCCAUUGUAAAACUCAAGCAGGAGAUUAAGGACACGGUGGACGGGCAGAGGAUACUGGAGAAGAAGGGGAGUUCGGCGCUGAAGGAUUUGAAGAGACAGCUGCACCUGGAGAGGAAGAGGGCCGACAAGCUGCAGGAGAGGCUGCAGGAGAUCCUGACCAACACUAAGACCAGGACAGGUCUGGAGGACCUGGUCCUGUCGGAGAUCAGCUCCCCGAGCCGCACGCAGCAGACGGGGGACAGCAGCAGCGUCUCGUCCUACAGCUACCGCGAGAUCAUGAAGGAAGGCGCCUCCGCGCAGAGCGCCAACAAGUCCAACACUGGCAGCCCCCAGUCCCAGAGACCUGCCGACCUGUCGGAUGAUGAAGUCGGAGAGCUGUUCCAGCGCUUGGCCGAGGUUCAGCAGGAGAAGUGGAUGCUGGAGGAGAAGGUGAAGCACUUGGAGGUGAGCUGCUCCUCCAUGGCCGACGACAUCUGCAAGAAGAGCGCCAUCAUCGAGACCUACGUCAUGGACAGCCGGAGAGACGUGUCCGGCGCCGCGGCGGUGUCCCACGGUUCCCAGGCGGAGCGCGGGAGCCUGGGCUCGGUGCUCCGGGACCUGGUGAAGCCCGGCGACGAGAACCUGCGCGAGAUGAACAAGAAGCUCCAGAACAUGCUGGAGGAGCAGCUCACCAAGAACAUGCACUUACAGAAGGACCUUGAAGUUCUGUCUCAGGAGAUCGUUCGCCUAAGCAAAGACGCAUGCACAAGUCCGGGAGGAGACCCUCCCGCUACGGGCUAGGCCUGGAAAAAGCCCCUCCUCCCGCCCGCCCUCCAUCUCAUUCUGUUUCCGCAGCAACCAAGAGGCAGACACCACUCGAGCUCGCUAAGGGACUGAACCUCUGGCAGACAAACGCGGUGUGAACGAGCGGGGGGGGGGGGAAUCUUUUUGGCGGUACCGGAAACGCAUUUAACUACUGAAUGUAUUCGAUGCAACACGUUAUUCUUUUGAAAAGCGGAAAACGGAAAGGGGGGGGGGGGGGUGGGUGGGAGAGAAAGAACUGGGCCUGCCUUUGGUCAGAAGACUUUGGUUUUGCUCCCCUCCAGGCGGGGGCCUGAGCCCAAAUUCCAGGACAGUGAGCAUGUGCGCCCCCCCUCCUGCGCCCCCCCCCCUCCAGAAAGGUCCUUCAGUCAUUGAGUGGAAGGGCGUUGGCUUCUUGCGCUCGUAGUUUGAAACGGAGGCUGAAGUUUGCAUGCUCCGCCCACUCUCCCAUCGACUGUACAUUUGCACCACUCAGCUCCCGUCGUCAGCUGCUUUGACUCGUUAAAAAAUCCGUACCACGCAACGGAGGUACGAACGGUUUAUCAUUUCAGAGAAAAUUAAUUCUCGGGUUGAGCAAAAACUUUCGAAACCCCAGUCAGGGUUUUCGCGUUAAGUUACACCGCACUGGUGCCCAAUCACGUGCCGGGGCCGUUUCAUUCCACCCAAUCGCCUCACCUGCUGAUUUCGCUAAUUAAGACACCGUCAGCCAGAGAACUAAUGAGCGAAAUCAGCAGGUGACGUGAUUGGCUGGAAUGAAAUCCACAACGGCGCACGAUUGGACACCACUGCUGUACAGGAAGCCCAAGAAUUGAUUCAACUUCAUUCACAAUGUGACCAGUGACACGUUUUGGGAUGAAUGCAGGCCUUCCCUCGUUGUACGCUAAUUGUUAAUUGUUGAAGAUCAUUCCUUUCGACGGCGUGCUGGCUUGUGAUAUCAGGAUAUUGAUGCGAUUUGUUCUUCCCUCGUCACAUUUAUGGAUUCUUUUGUCGUCAAAUUCAAGUCCUUUUAUCCGCACAGUUAAGUUUUUUUUUUUGUUUUGUUUUUUAAAUGGCUGCUCUACUGACAGAACUGCAGAGACGCAGAGGACCACAGUGUCAGUGCUUUGUAUCAGCUUGAGUGUACUAAUGUAUAACUGAGCCUGGCUGUUUUAUUUUUUUUACUAUUUUGAUUCCUGGAAGCCUUACCACUCCUGAACAUCUCCCACAUGUUUAGAUGCCCCCCCCCCCACCCCCCCACCCCUCCAUUUACAGCCACACUUAAACAACCGGGUCACACGUUGUAUGACACCUCCAAAUUCAUCUUUGGAGUUCUGGUCUUUGUAGUUUUGACGGCCCCCUGAACACAUUUCAUUGCUUGUGAAAGGCACGGAGUAAGACCCUUGCUUUAGGCCCUUCCUGGUCCCGUACAGGAAGGGGAGGGGUUUGUAUGAAGGUCCUGCCCGGGCAUUGAACAGAUAACGGGAUCUUUUAGUGAGGUCGCCUCGGUCAGUCUUACACACGCGCAAGAGCUUUUCCACAUUACCACCAACUGCCUUCCUGUGUGUAAUAGUUGAGUGAACCUUGAUUAUGAAGCUGAAGUUUUUCCCCAUCCUUGGCUUUUUGUAGAUAAGCUGUAUAUAUGAAUGUUACGAAACGAAACUGUUUUUUUUUGUUUGUUUGUUUGUUUGUUUUUGAAAAUUGAGUGAAAUGAGAUGAAACCAGGGAGAGAGGACACGUGCCCAUGUCGAUCUUUGCCUUCAUCCCCUUAACUGUAACCAAAACAUUUAAACGUCUAUUUAAUCUUUUAGAUGGAAAUAAAUUUCAAAUUUUAAUUAUUCUCAGUUUUUAUUUAUUAGAUGUAAAACUACAUCAAAAUUAUUGUUAUGUAUCAUUAAAAUGACAAAGCUGAUCAGCGUAAGUUUUGGCGAUCCUGGAUUGGUCAUGUAUGACCACCUGAGCCUCUUGUAUUUUAAUUGGUUGGGGUCUAAAUCCCAGAUGAAUAUAAAUAGUCAAAAUUGAGUGGCAUUAGCAGUUGAUCUCAUGUUAGAACCCCCCCCCCCAAACACAACAAGGAUCCCAUUGCUAAACUUAAUAUGGAGGGUAAUGCAUGCAUUACUCAUAACCCCCCCACCCCCACAUCCUGCAGACAUGCUAAUUUAUAUUUUCCCAGGAAUGUUGAUUCAUUUCAAAAGAACAUAUGAAGAUGGUGUAAUUAAUGCGCACCAGGGGUGGAACAGGACCUCUCUCAUGUGCGCAUUAGUUACCACGCGGUUAUCGUUAUCGUUUGCGAUUACACACUUUUGCA